AUGCUUCUCCUUACCGCCCUUCUCCCCUGUCUCCUCCUCGCCUCUGCCCACCCCCAUCACACCCGCUCGCACGCCCCCCGCUCAGCCCACGGUGAAGUAUCCGCCCACCCCAGCAUCGACCUCACCCUCCUGCCCACUCGUCAGUUCUCAGAGUGUCUCGAAGACCGGCAAGAAUGGCUCCACGAGCAGACCGACACGCUCUUGCACAAGUAUGCGGCGCUCAUCGACGAUAGCUGGAAGAAGAAUACGAGCUUGGUGAAGAAGGAUGUUGGAGUCGCACAGCUCACGGACGUCAACUACGACGCCUCCUACCUCGGCACAGUCCACAUCGGUACCCCUCCUCAAGAGCUUCUUCUCGUGCUGGACACUGGCUCUGCCGACCUAUGGGCUGCCGGCACCGACUGCGCCAACUGUGGAGAUGGGGAGCGAUUCAACCCUUCAGCAUCUUCGACCUAUCAGGCCAGCAGCGGUACCUUCUCCAUCACCUACGGCUCUGGUAGCGCGUCGGGUGAUCUUGGCACCGAUGUCGUUGAGCUCGCCAACUUUACUGUCCCCAACACCACUCUCGCCGUGGUUGACCAAGCGAGCAGCGGUCUCAUCAGCGCCCCUCUUUCCGGAAUCAUGGGUCUCGCCUUCUCCCGAUUGUCCAACGCCAGAGCUACCCCCUGGUGGGAGACGCUCGUCAAUGCUGGUCGGUGGGAUUCUCCCGAGUUUGGUGUCUACUUGGCGAGGUAUAGAAAUGACCCUAGUGCUUCAACGGUCGAGGGAGAUGGCGGUGCUAUCACUUUUGGCGGUAUCGACACGACAAAGUUUGCCGGCGAGCUCAACUACGUCCCCAUCAACGACUCUGCUCGCGACUACUGGCGUAUCCCACUUGAAGGUUUGACCAUCAACAACCACACCCCCCUCAACCCUUUCCUCCCUCAGAGCUCGACAAGCAACCGACCGCAAGCCGGUAUCGACACUGGUACAACUCUCAUCGGCGCGCCUCCCUCGACCGUGCAAGCCAUCUACGCGCAGAUCCCCGGGUCGUCUCCUCUUCCGCCUUGGAUCAUCGAUGGUCAGGGACUCUGGCAAUACCCUUGCAGUCAGAAUGUAUCGGCACUCUUCCAGUUUGGCGGACAGCAAUACUCGAUGAGCAACACGGAUAUGAACUUGGGGCCAUUCACGUCGGACAGCAGCAUGUGCACCGGGGCGUUCUUUGAAAUGCAAAUGUCACCAAACUCUCCCAUCCAGUGGAUCGUCGGAGCAUCCUUCUUGAAGAAUGUGUAUACGUCGUUCAGGAAUACGCCCACCGCCAUUGGUUUUGCUCCACUCGUCCUCAAUGCCGCUUCCAACAAUACUAUCGCAUGA
Molecule: messenger RNA, 1353 nt
Organism: Cryptococcus wingfieldii CBS 7118
Lineage: Eukaryota; Fungi; Basidiomycota; Tremellomycetes; Tremellales; Cryptococcaceae
Exons: 7
Coding region: 1-1353 (450 amino acids)
Biological process (GO): proteolysis
Molecular function (GO): aspartic-type endopeptidase activity
Source: RefSeq, a predicted model, not a curated record